GAAAGGAAGACAAUGUGAAGGAUUCCAUGGAUGCGAUCAGAGAAGAACUUCAGCCUUUCUGACCAGGAGCUGGAUGCCUUACCCACGGCCGGAUCAUGAUGUGGGUCACGGUGGGUUUCCUUUGCUGCCUGACCUUCGGAAGUCUGCCUUGGAUGCUCUGUUUUUGCCCUUCUCAAUGCAGCUGCUCAUUCUACAGCAUCAAUGAAAGGAUGAGAGCCAGCAGGGCUAUUCUGUGCAAUGACCCGGAGAUGACCCUUACACCUGUCAAUUUCCCAGGAGACACUUUCAAACUUAGGAUAGAAAAAACAGCAAUCCGAAGAGUUCCUGGGGAGUCUUUCCAUUCUCUUCACAACCUGGAGCUCCUCUGGAUGCCCUACAAUGCCUUGGUGAGCCUCCGAGUGAGUAACUUUAGGGGCCUGUACCAGCUUCAGGAGCUCAGACUGGCGGGCAAUGUUCUUACUUCCUUUCCAUGGGAAACUCUUUCUAACAUGCCUCAGUUGAGGUUGCUGGAUUUGCAUAAUAAUCAGAUCGCCUCCAUACCCUCUCAUGCUGCUCAGUAUAUCCGGAACAUCACUUAUCUAGAUGUCUCAAGCAAUAAACUGAUGAUGCUCCCUCAAGAACUCAUCGUGGUCUGGUCGAAUCUCCAAGCUGUUCCAUACUUCCUUAACGACCAUUCCAAGAUCAUCCUAGGCCUACAGGACAACCCGUGGACGUGUGACUGCAGCGUCUAUGAAAUGGCUCAUUUCCUCAACUUCCAGUCCCCCAACAUAGCCUUCAUUGAGCCAAAGCUGAGAUGCUUCAACCCUGAAAAGCAGACUAGACUCUUCUUCAGUCAAGUGGAGCUGAGAAAGUGCCAGAGUCCAGUUGUCCACACCUCAGUGGCUAAAGUGAAGAGUAUCCUGGGAAGCACAGUUCUGCUUCGGUGUGGGACCACAGGGGUGCCCGUUCCAGAGCUGAGCUGGAGAAGAGCGGAUGGGAAACCAUUCAAUGGAACAGUGCAUCAAGAAAUUUCUAGUGACGGAAUAAGAUGGUCUAUUUUAGAACUUUCACUUGUUUCUUACCUUAAUUCUGGAGAGUACAUCUGCAAGGCUGCAAACUUUCUUGGAGCCACUGAAGCUUUUAUCUCCUUGAUUGUCACCGAUUCUAAGAGCAUAGAUGAUCCCGGGGCAGAUUUGAAAGGAGUGUGGAAAGGACACAUCAAGGGGAUAGAAACAUCAGCUUUCAAGGACAAUUUGGUAGGAGGACACAUCAUGACAACUUCAACAUUUCCAACUUUGCACAUUAUUUCAGGUCAGGCCAACACAGAGAGGAAUCUGGUGCUUCGAGAUCAGGCCCUAAAUAUGAAAAGCGACCCCCAAAAUAUUUUAGCAAGUCUACCCACUACUAACCCAGAAUCCAAAUGCCUGGUGAGGUCAGUCAGAGUAAUCGGAGACACCGACCAUAGCGUCUCCUUGGCUUGGAAAGCUCCUCAGGCCAACAAUAGCACCAUGUUUAGCAUCCUUUAUGCCAUCUUUGGAGAAAGGGACAUGCACAGAAUCAACGUGGAGCCGAAGAAGACCAGGACCACCAUCAACGGUUUGAUGCCCAAGACCAAAUACAUCGCAUGUGUCUGCGUGAAGGGACUCAUACCCAAGAAGGAACAGUGCAUCAUUUUCUCAACAGAUGAAGUUGCCAGUGCUGGUGGAACCCAGAAACUGAUCAACGUGGUGGUCAUUAGUGUGGCCUGUGUCAUCGCUGUCCCUCUCACCCUGGUGGUCUGUUGCGGGGCCUUGAAGAGACGCUGCAGAAAAUACUUUGUUCAGAAACCCAAAGACAUUCAGGAUUCUUACGUCACUUUUGAAGCCAUCUCUCCAGGAACCAAAAUGAAGGAGAUGGGAGGAGAAUACUUGACUCACCACAUCCCCGAUGAGUCUAAUAGGUUACUCUCAUCAAGAUCCAGUGUGGACUCUGAAGCAGUUGCAAAGGCAGAUGGACAGCUGAAUGAGUAUUUCUGCUGAUACUGGCUUCUCCACAACUUGACAAGUGUAAUUCUGUCUUUGUAUUUGGCAGUCCCUCUUUUGCCUGAGGUCUCUCAUGCCACACACACACACACGUUUCAUACAAAAACAGAAUGUAUAGCUUUACUGACAUUCUUUUUUAAGUUAAAAUUUCAGUAGCGUAAAUAUAUUAUGAGCAAGUUUUCUGGGACUUCUCCCCUUUGAUUCCAAGAUCCCAAUAAUCCAAUAAUGGCUCCAUUAAUAUUCUUUGGAAGAACGGGUUUUUAAAAUAAAUAAAUAAAUAAAUAAAUGAGAGUAUGAAACCAAGAAGGAUGAAGGAGAGAAGAGAAAAUGGAGAAGCAGGAGAUACUUGUUUAUAUGUUCUGUACAUUUCAGGAAGGAAGUAGAUUUUAAACCAAAGCCUUAAGGGCACGAAGGCUGAGUAAGGCUGCAUUGUGUGUCUGUGUGGAAGGGAGUUACUUUUGUGUGAGAGAGAUACUAAUAGCAUUUUUAGGACUGGGGUUUCAAUCUAAAUUCAAGUUCUCUUUCACAACCUCACAUUGUUUUAUCCCUAUCAGUUUCUAAAUGUUGUGUGUUUCUUAAAAGGGAUUUGUAAACUAAAGGAUUAGAGGGAAAGAAGUCAGCUGGAUACUGAAAUGUCAUACGUACCCAUCUGGCAUCUUAGACCUAUUUUUCCUUUUGG
Molecule: messenger RNA, 2679 nt
Organism: Pantherophis guttatus
Lineage: Eukaryota; Metazoa; Chordata; Lepidosauria; Squamata; Colubridae
Gene: LRIT1
Product: leucine rich repeat, Ig-like and transmembrane domains 1
Cellular component (GO): endoplasmic reticulum membrane
Molecular function (GO): protein binding
Source: RefSeq, a predicted model, not a curated record